This is a messenger RNA of Tetranychus urticae (two-spotted spider mite), 1409 nucleotides long. The record is from RefSeq and is a predicted model, not a curated record. Lineage: Eukaryota; Metazoa; Arthropoda; Arachnida; Trombidiformes; Tetranychidae.
UUCUGUUCAUUUUAAUCAUAUUAGUUUUCAUGAUAAAGCUAUUCCCAUAAAUAAAUCGAUAACUCCUUAUUCAUUAAGAUUCAUAAAUUGAUCAUGAUUCAUGACAAUAUUUUGUAACCCUUGAUUUUACUGAAUCAAAUUUUUGUAGCAAAUCUGAAAUCUGUAAAUAAAAUGUCUACCUUUUACUAAUUAUUCACUAAUUUGAUGUUUGUUUAGUAAAACCUUGAUAUUUAUAUCAGUAUUCACUGUCAAAGACUCAAGUUGUUUGAUAAAAAUAGCAACAAUCAUCUAAUUACUCACAAUGUUGAAACAUUUAUCUUGCCAUUGAUAGACGAUAAAACUCUAGUUGUUGACCUAAUAAUUACGUAUGAUACUCAGUGGACAAUUAACCUUGAUAUUGCUAUUGAAAGAUGUUAGAUAAACUUGAGGUUCCUUAAUUUUCAUGUCAAAACUGGAAAUAGCAUUGAAAGGAACACGUUAGACAAUUGAUUGAAUAGCCAACUGUUAAUUAUUGUUAAUGUGCUAUGAAGUCCGGUAAAUUUUUUCUCAUUAAUAUAGUUAUUCUGGUCAUACUGUUUAAAGUCAACUCAUCAACCUCAAAGUUGGAACCAUUUGUGAGAGGAUUUUGGUGUUCAGAUGAGACAAUCAGAUAUCCAAGUCAACAUGAAACAGUUGGAGCCAAACAACUGUUUUUUAUCGUUAUUUUAUUACCAAUUGCCAUUAUUUCAACCAGUGAACUGAUUGCUGCAAAACAUCAAUGGCCAUCAAACCUAAAAGGCCUCAAUGGUAACAUUGACCAGACAUCUUCACAAACAGCUUCAUUAAUUUACAAUAUCGGAAUGGUAACAAUUUCAUGGUUAUAUUGUCUAUUUUUGAAUGCUCUGGUCACUGAGUAUAUUAAAAUUAGUGUUGGACGAUUAAGACCCACCUUUUAUCACGGUUGUAGACCCAAUAUUUCAUGUGAAAAUCCGAUUAAUCAAGGUGUCUACUUGACCAACUUUUCUUGCUCAGUUGAUUUGAAGGCUGAAAAUUAUCUUCGAGUUUCAUUUCCUUCUGGUCAUACAUCUUAUUCGGCAUCAUCGAUGGUCUUUCUAAUCAUCUAUUUAACUAAAAGGUUUUCAAAUUGUGAUGGCAGGGUAAAUCAUUGGAAAUAUCAAAUUACUUUCCUACAAAUCAUUUUAUUUCUCACUUGUAUCUCUAUUGGAGUGUCAAGAGUUGCUGGUAACGUUCAUCAUUGGGAGGAUGUUUUAGCUGGUCUCCUUAUUGGGUCCAUAAUAACCAUAUUUUGCACAUUCAUUUGGGAUCGAAUCGAGAAGGAAGUGGUUCAAGAUGAAAAAUUAGACGAGAAUCGAUGUUUUGACUUUCUUCGAGCUUAAUUCAAUGGUUUUUACUGUUGAUUAUACAAUUGU